Arabis nemorensis is the source of this 456-nucleotide messenger RNA. Lineage: Eukaryota; Viridiplantae; Streptophyta; Magnoliopsida; Brassicales; Brassicaceae. The record is from the annotation of a GenBank genome assembly.
AUGUCGGCGAGACCUGAAGGAAGUCCACCGGAGAUGUAUCACAAACACUCACCGAGAACUUGCCGGAACUUUGUUGAGCUAUCUCGGAGAGGUUACUAUGACAACGUUUUGUUUCACAGAAUCAUCAAGGAUUUCAUCGUGCAAGGUGGAGAUCCUACAGGAACUGGAAGAGGAGGCCAAUCCAUUUAUGGUUCGAAAUUUGAGGACGAGAUAAAGCCAGAGUUGAAGCAUACAGGAGCUGGAAUUUUAUCAAUGGCAAACGCUGGUCCUAAUACAAAUGGGAGUCAGUUCUUCAUCACUUUGGCUCCAGCACCGUCCUUGGAUGGAAAGCACACAAUAUUUGGCAGAGUGUGCCGCGGAAUGGAAGUAAUCAAGAGACUCGGUAGUGUCCAAACCGAUAACACCGACAGGCCAAUCCAUGAAGUGAAGAUUCUGAGAACCAAAGUGAUCGAUUAG